This is a messenger RNA of Closterium sp. Naga37s-1, 3825 nucleotides long. The record is from the annotation of a GenBank genome assembly. Lineage: Eukaryota; Viridiplantae; Streptophyta; Zygnematophyceae; Desmidiales; Closteriaceae.
AUGUCGGGCGGGUUUAUCCGCGACGCCGUUCUCUCUCACUGCGGACCGCACGUGCCGGAACUGUCGUCUUCUGAUGGCGCUGCCGCCCCGCUCCCCGCCGUCCCCUUCCUCCUCUCCUCCAACUCCGUCAUUCGCGGCAAAUGGCGCUACCAAGACCCUCCCGCUUCUGCCGCCUCCGCCGCCGCCGCCGCCGCAGCAGCAGCAGCAGCAGCCGAGGGAAACGACACUUCAUCAUCGCCGGCAGCAGCAGACGCAGCAGACGGCUCGCCGGCAGGAUCAGCCGGCCAGCCGGCAGUCCGGCACAAGGUCCUGAUGACCGACUCGGGCGCGUUCGAUUUCUGGACGGAGCACGUCGUGCCGACGGAAAACGGCACGCUGGACGUGGGCGCGCUCGUUUAUAUCACAUCGCAGACGGAAUGGGCGGAGAGCUACAUGGGGACGGUGGUGGUGCGCGCGGAGGGGUAUUUUUCCAUGCGCGCGGGGGUGCUGUGCAUGGUGGGGUGCCAGAGCCGGUUGGGGGGAGGCGCGGGGGGAGGGGAAGGGGAGGAGUCCGCGGAUGCGGAAGAUCCGUACGCGGAUCCGCGGAGGUGUAACAUGCUGCUUGUGCUGAAAUUCAAGGCGAAGAACGAGGCGGAGUGGAGGAAGAACGCCCAGGAGCAGGCAGUGGAGCGGUUGGAGCGAAUAGCCGUGGCCAAGUUCGGGGUCAACGGGGAGGGCAAGAGCAACGCCGCUGCUGCUGCUGGCAGCGGUGUGGGGGAAGAAGGGCAGGGAAAAGCAGGAGCAGCGACAGCAGCGGCGGCAGGAGUAGGGGUGAUCGACCCGCACACUCUGAAGGAACGCAUGGAUAUCACGAAGGCAGACCUGCUGGACGAGUUGGGAUCCGAGGUGGAUGAUACUAGCAUUGUCGCCGACGUGCUUGUAAUGGAGGGCACUGUAACGAGUACAAUCCCGGUGGAGCAGGCAGGGGAGGGGAGCGAGUUCUUUGGGCCGCUGGCAGUGGCGGGGGAGACGGAAUCACUAACACAGCAAGCGGAGCUCUUCGAUUGGGACAUGGUGGUCUCGGCCGUGCUCUCUGCCUUCCAGGCGCUGGCAGUGUUUUCUCAGACCUCUACUACCCGCUCUCCUUCCUCUCCUCAGACGUCCUCUCCUACCUCCCCACCUUCCUCCCCCACCUUCUCUAGCGCGUGCUCUCUUUUACCCCUCCACUUACUCACUCCUCCAUCUGUUUUCCUCCCACCUUCUUCUGCUUCCACUCCCCCCACCCCAGACGUCCUCUCCUACCUCCUCACCCAGCUCGCCACUCUCCCCCACGCCAUCGAGUUCCUCACCCUCCUCCUCUACGUCCUCCUCUUUGUCUCCGUUGAAAGGAAGCGGAAACGUGCAGCAGCGGCGUACGCAGCAGCAGCCAGCGGCCUCCCUCACCACGCACAACCCCACCAGCAGCAGCCGGUGCAGUUGCUACCUCCCCCGAGUGACGCCUACGUGGCGCUGACGAUCAUGGGCAUGGUGGGGGUGGGCGGCGGCAUUCUCUACGUGUGGGACGCUACAGACGUGCUGCUACAGCUGGCCCACUUCCUCUUUCUGCUGCCACAGUCCAUCGCCUUUGCCAUCUGGCAACCACCGCUCGCCGCCUGCCGUGGUGUCUCCCUCAAAUUUGCCGUCGGCAACUGGGCAGCCCAGGUGAGCUUUCAUUCUCUACGUGUGGGACGCUACAGACGUGCUGCUACAGCUCGCCCACUUCCUCUUCCUGCUGCCACAGUCCAUCGCAUUCGCCAUCUGGCAACCCCCACUCGCUGCCUGCAGAGGUGUCUCCCUCAAAUUCGCUGUUGGAAACUGGGCUGCUCAGGUUCUAGCAGCAAACGCUCGCUCUCCCGUCGACUCCCCUCGUCUCGCGCUACAGCCGUUCGAGCUACAGCUGUCAGCGAUGCGCCUUCCCGGGUCGCGGAUUCGGGGUCGAGCGGGCUGAACCCAGAACUCGCCAAGUCGCCGUUCAAAGUGAUUGUAGCGGGAGCGGGAAUCGGCGGUCUGGUGUUCGCGCUGUCGUGCAAGAACCGUGGGAUUGACGUGGAGGUCUAUGAGCGGGAUCUGACCGCGAUUCGCGGCGAGGGGCAGUACCGCGGGCCGAUUCAGGUGCAGAGCAACGCGCUGGCGGCGCUGGAGGCGGUGGACCUGCGCGUGGCGGAGGAGGUCAUGGCGGCGGGGUGCAUCACGGGCGACCGCAUCAACGGGCUCUGCGACGGCCUCACCGGCGAGUGGUACGUGAAGUUCGACACGUUCACGCCAGCGGCGGAGGGCGGGUUACCAGUGACGCGCGUGAUCAGCCGCAUGACUCUCCAGCAGAUCCUCGUGGACGCUGUUGGCGAGGGCAUCAUUAGAAACGGGUUGACCGUCGUUGACUUCGAAGACCAGGGCAAGCAGGUGGCCGUGAAGCUGAGUGACGGCAGCACGGUUUAUGGCGACAUGCUGGUUGGCGCUGACGGCAUUCGCUCCAAGGUGCGGGACUUGCUGCUGGGAGUGACGGAGCCCACCUAUUCGGACUACACGUGCUACACGGGCAUCUGUGACUUCGUGCCUCACGAUAUUGAGACCGUCGGGUACCGCGUGUUUCUGGGCCACCGGCAGUACUUUGUGAGCAGCGACGUGGGGUUUGGCAAGAUGCAGUGGUACGCCUUCUACAACGAGCCUGCUGGCGGCUCCGACCCCCCCGGCUGUCGCAAGCAAAGGCUGAUGGAGCUGUUUGGCAAGUGGGCGGACGGGGUGGUGGACCUCAUUCAGGCCACCCCCGAGGAGGACGUGCUGAGGCGCGACAUCUACGACCGCAUCCCCAUCAUGCAGUGGAGCAAGGGGCGGGUUACGCUCAUGGGCGACGCUGCUCAUGCCAUGCAGCCCAACAUGGGACAGGGCGGGUGCAUGGCCAUUGAGGAUGGUUUCCAACUGGCGUUGGACCUUGAGAAAGCAGUGGAAGGGGCGAGGAAGAAGACAGCCAGCAAGGGCGGCGUGGUUCGGCAGCACAUGGACGUGGCGGGCGUGGUGCAGCAGUAUGAGGCGGAGAGGAGGCUGAGAGUGGGGGCCGUGCAUGGCAUGGCACGCACCGCUGCCAUCAUGGCCUCCACCUACCGGGCGUACCUGGGGGAGGGCUUUGCUCCACUCUCGUGGCUGGUGAACUGGCGCAUUCCCCACUGGGGCAAGAUGGGCGGACAGGUGGUGAUGAAGCUCUUCAUGCCCUCCAUGCUCAAAUGGGUGCUCACCGGCAACACGUUUUCAUUGGAGGGCCGCGCACCCUACUGCCGAAUCACAGACCGGGCGGAUUCGAAUCUGGCCAAGUGGAUGGCGGAUGAUGAUGCAUUGGAGCGAGCAACCGAUGCCGAGUGGUUCUUACUGCCUGCCGCUGACCGCAUGCCCCUCACCGGCACCCACACCGACUCUGGCCGCCCCAUCCUGCCUCUCGCUAUUGCUACCACUCCUGAAGGCGCCCCUCCUACCACCAUCACCUCUGCUAUCACCGUCGUUGGCUCUGCGGAGUGUGCACCUGCCAGUGGCACAGCAGCAGUCAUUUCACUGCCUGGGGUGGAGGAGAAGCAUUGCCGCAUUGAGAGUCGCAGCGACCACACCUUCUAUGUGACGGACCUCAGCCAGACCCAGGGAACCUGGCUUGUCAGAGUGGAUGGAGCGCGGUCAAAGCUCACUCCAGGGUCCCCUGAACGCCUGCACCCUGGUGACUCCCUCCAGUUUGGACCCAACACCGAGGCUCUCUUCCGUAUCAAGUUGAGGAAGGCACAGGAUGGUGGAAAGGCCAAGGACGUGUUGGCAGCUGCGACUGCUUGA